Saccoglossus kowalevskii is the source of this 3195-nucleotide messenger RNA. RefSeq lists its product as uncharacterized. Lineage: Eukaryota; Metazoa; Hemichordata; Enteropneusta; Harrimaniidae. Gene Ontology annotation, cellular component: filamentous actin; adherens junction; stress fiber. Gene Ontology annotation, molecular function: actin binding; muscle alpha-actinin binding. Gene Ontology annotation, biological process: muscle structure development; actin cytoskeleton organization. The record is from RefSeq and is a predicted model, not a curated record.
AUGAUAAAUCGAACCAUAGACUCUACUGGAGCGUCUAUGAUCGAACGUAUGAAAUGCGCAUGCGCAAUAACGUUUGCCUUAAAACACGGGAGUGGUCGUAUCCUCAACGUGGAAAUGGAUUUCGCAGUCACCCUAUCGGGGGAAGGCCCUUGGGGAUUUCGCGUUAAAGGAGGCGUCGAAUCGAACGAGCCGCUUACUGUAUAUAAGUUGAUAUCAACAGGCAAGGCAGCCCAGGCAAACGUUAAAACAAAUGACGUAAUUGUGAAGAUAAACGAUGAUUGGACAAAAGACAUGGCUCUGACAGAGGCUACUAAAAUAAUACGUUCUACGACAAGAGAUCUCCGCCUUGUAGUUCGAAGGGGAACGUAUAAAUUCGCACCCCCACAAGCAGUAUGGAAUAGGCCUACCAGCGCUGUCACCAUGGCAACGUCACCGGUGUCAUCAACUCACUCGUUCGUUUCCCAAUUCAGUCCUCCUCUCCACGGCCAUACCCCAGUGCGUACUGGUGAGCUUAAUAUGUCGAAUUCCUCGCAAGACAAAACUAAACUUUGGAAACAAACUGCCGGGAACGAGGUCGGAGCAACUAGGGGAAAUUUUGUGUCGCCGUCGUCUCAUGUAAAGUCGCCAAUAGAAACCAAUGAAAGGCUUAUUAACCAAAAUGGUUCAACCCAUAAUGUCAUAUCCAUGGCAACACCUGAUCGGUAUUUUGACGUGAAACAUCAUUCUCCGGCAACUUAUGAAGAUGCAUAUGAACCGCGUCGUGACAGUGUGCCAACUCCUGCAAGACCACACAGUGCGCAUUUCGAAAGCUGUAUACAUGAUCCGCGUACGAAGCAGUCCUCCCCGGUAUACAAGCCUGUUAUUACUCGUAGCCCAAUCACCAAGGCGCAUCUCUAUGGUUCCAAUCCCGAUGACGCCGACGUGGAAUCACUGUGUAGUUCUUGGUCAGCGACAAGUAAUAAAGAGGAAAUAGUUCGGGAACAGCAGUAUGAACCUAUGAGAAGUCCCACCAAGGUUCCCGGAUACUACGGUCGGCUCCAACACGAGACUGAGCAAAGAGAUGCAAAAACGGAUUCCGGUCAAUAUCAAAUCCGUCCCAGCAGGGUUGAGAAGGAUGCGUAUCACAGCGACGGUGAAAUCAUGCGCCCUCAACAGUUGCUCAGUAAAAAGGAGCAACACGAUAAACCAAGCUCGGUGGCGUCUAUACCAAAACAAAACAUUAGACCCGCAGCUAUGAACAGAAAUCCCACCCGAUCAAGAAACGCUCAGUCAUCUCCACAGAGCAACGGCGUAGUUAACCCAUACAAGCAAUUGUACAGUCGCGCUGAAAUCAGUCGACAAAACACCGGUCGGCAUGGUAUGCCGAGUCAGCAAUACUAUAGCGAUGUUGAAGACCAUCGUACGCGGUACAUCAGGCGAAGUGACACUGUGCCUAAUCACAGCGACAUCGAAGGACAACCAAGACGACGGCCAGUAAAAACUUACGUUGCCCCUAGCAACCAAUUUUACAGUGAUACCGAGGACUACGAUCGAGGUAAUUUGCGUCGCAGUUUUCUCAACGCCGGUCAUCAUCAACACCCUGGCGGGAAUACGUCCAGACGAAGAGCAAGUGCUGGAACGGCUGUCCAUGGAAGCCGACAGUACAACGGUACAGAACCAAACCUAACUCGUGCUGCCGGAGAAGUGGUUAGAGAACCUCAAUAUACGCCUCGCGCGCUGAAUAAACCGACCACAAUGCCAAAAUAUUACGACAAAAUAGAAGCGCUCAUAUCAGACGACGUUGUAGCUAUGUCCGACACCGAGGCCAUUACUCCUAGAUAUACUCGUAGACGAAAGGGCCGCUAUAGUGAAGGCGAUAUGUCUAGUCUAAAUCAACAUCAGCAAUCUAGACAAAAAAUGGAUUUUCAUAAAAAUAAAGAAAACAUAACUUUUGGUGCGUUGAAUGAUGUCCCUGAACAAAAGUAUCGAUCGUCACAGUAUCAACAUUCUCGAGGCGAGUACGCAGGCGGUACCACAUUUCAAAGAGCGCCCGCACCGACUGAACUGAGGGACACCCCGCACGGAAAACCAGAAUGGAGACCUGCGGAUUCAACACAGUACUCAGAUUAUAGAAGAAACGCAACACCGUUCAGCAGUGAAGACAAAAAUACAUCAGAUUACCAGAAGCACUUCCCUACUCAUACACAUUUACACGGUCCUCGUAGUCAUGGAAACCAACCACACCAUGUUUGGAUGUCAACAAAUGAUUACGUUGUGCAAAAUGACCAACAAGAAAUACCAAAAUAUACUAAUCCCCAAUAUUUUAGCGAAUCCGAGGCAGAAUACUAUAACACACGUACGUAUUCAGAUUCAGGGCCUGAUCCCGUACAUUUAAACCAACCACGUCGCUCAACUGGGAAUGUGUAUAACGCUAUUCAAGACGCGGCCAAGACAAAACCACGACCACUAAACUUUCGCGUCGGCGUGGACAGCGGAUCUGACGUUUACAAGACAGUACAUGCCGCCACGCCCCCGGGAAGACCAGGACAAACGAGUGCGCAAUAUGUGAAAGGGUUUGAAGACGACGAAAUCGAAUAUUAUGAUUACGGUAACCCUGUCAUCCAAUCGCCGUCUUUCGUGAAAUUACACAGGAUUUUAGAAGAUUCUGAAGAAUUGUAGAACAUUAUUACUGCGAAUAUCAUGAUUAUGAUAUUACCGAUUAUAUAUAUAUAAUCUAUUAUAUUAUAUUAUUCGUGGCCUUCUUGGAAAUCUGCACACAUGUAUUUACAUAUACAUAUUAAAUUAAUAUUGGUUUGUGAAGGCACUAAAAGAGCAAAUUCUGAAUCAACGUCCUUCGAUGACGUCAUCCUGAGGGAGCGCCUGAAACAAGAGUUAAGGAGUUAGAAGUUAGAUGAAGUUACCAAAAAUAAAAGAUUUUUAAAAAUAAAAAAUAUGUCGUCAACACAAAAGUUGUCGUCAGGCAUAUGGGAAUAAAAUAUUUGCUAGAAAAAGAAUAUUUAAUUAGAUGUAUUCGUAUUCUCCUAUUUGUGUACUGCGUCAUGUUUAUAUCAACCCACAAUGUUGAUGAUAUUCGAUGUAGUCAAGGUUACUGGAUUGAGUUCGGCUAUUUUUUCCCAUCAGCAUUAAUUUAUACAACCAACAUUUUAACAAGCUACAAUAGCAAUUCGUUUAUAAGUGUGAAAUGUUGUCACAAGA